AUGGAGCGUGUUUUGUCUUCAACGCCCAGUGAAAAAACACAGUACUUCGACGCACUCCAGUAUCCUGCCGAGAACGUUGACAUCAAGCAAUCCAACAGUCAGGGGCAAAACGUCUCGAUGCCAAAAAAAUCAGGAAAUACUCCUACACCAAACGGCAACAUCCCAGGCUCAAAUGCCUCGCCCCCAAAAGAAGAUCUUGGUACGGAGGACAGCCACUUGGAGUUCACAAAGCACCACGGCGAAAAUCAUUCAGACCGCAGCAGGUCUCCGUCGAUCCAAUCGCUUCCCGUGUGUAUGGAGGACAUAGACGAGGAUGCACCUUCCGCUCAUAGUAUGGAAGGUGGACACACCCCUCCGUUGGGAAGAAAGGCAUCUGUGCGCACAACAAGAAGCAAUCGCACGACUAGAUCAGUGGCUGAGGCGACAGCAGCCUUCCAGAGCGGGUCGGUUCUCACCGGUCCAAACGCCGAGCCAGAUAUAGAUGAGGGUGUGGUCCAACGGGGGGUCAUCGCUGAGAGAUCUUUGAGUAAGAAGCAGAAAGAAAAAAUAAUCAAGGAUGAGAAACGAGAGUCGAAGUGUUUUUCCAAGCUUCUGAAGACAGAAUCUAAGUUGGAAAAAGCUGCAUUGGCACGGGCUCUUAAGUCUCUCGCGGCUCUGCAAGAUCUUCACAAGGCCGCCUGCAAACUUGAGACCAGAGCAGAGGCAGCCCACUCCAAGUCACUCUUGGCCGCUCAGCAAGCCGAGAGCACGUUCCUGGAAGUAAGGGCUCGUGCUGAGGAGGAGCAUGCGCGGUGGGAGGGCAAGCAAGUAGAGGUCAAGGCCCAGGAGGAACGCUUGGAAGCGGAGAGGGAAAUCGUAAGGGAGAUGGAGGAUCGCAUGGCAGAAUGCGCCCGCGAGAUCGAAAAAUUGAGAAUCGUGAAGGCUACAGACGAGAGAGAAAGGGAAGCCAAGAUGGCAGAAAUGAUGGGAAAGAAAACAUGA
Messenger RNA from Suillus plorans, 981 nucleotides. RefSeq lists its product as uncharacterized. The transcript has 3 exons. The record is from RefSeq and is a predicted model, not a curated record. The coding region runs from base 1 to 981 and encodes 326 amino acids. Lineage: Eukaryota; Fungi; Basidiomycota; Agaricomycetes; Boletales; Suillaceae.